Brassica oleracea var. oleracea is the source of this 1778-nucleotide messenger RNA. RefSeq names its product pheophytinase, chloroplastic. Gene Ontology annotation, biological process: chlorophyll catabolic process. Bases 133 to 1593 code for a protein of 486 amino acids. The record is from RefSeq and is a predicted model, not a curated record. Gene Ontology annotation, cellular component: chloroplast. The transcript is spliced from 6 exons. Lineage: Eukaryota; Viridiplantae; Streptophyta; Magnoliopsida; Brassicales; Brassicaceae. Gene Ontology annotation, molecular function: pheophytinase activity.
CCUUCUUUCCUCACCGUCCUUAUAAUAAAAUCGACGGUUUUAAUUUCUACAAAAGCGUGCUAAGACCCCCCCAUCAUUAUAUGAAGCUUCUAGCAUCCGCAAUCUGAAAGAAGGAUUUUUUUAAAUUUUGUUAUGGAGAUAAUCUCACAGAACUUCCUGCCUCACUGCUCUCUUGUGACUUGGAGUAGUAACAGACUAGUCCCAAAUCGAUCGAACAUCUUAUUAUCUAGCUCUGGUAUCAAGAAAUCAAGAUCUGUGAUUCGGAACGGAACUUCUGAUGGUUACGUGGUUGGUGAGAAUGAGGACUUGGGGAGUUUAGCCAGACGAGGAGACUCAAAAUCAAAGCUUUUGAUUCCUGGUCUGCCUGACCAAUCCAACGGCGAAGCCUCUGCUGCUCGAAUCACUCCUUCUCAGUGCGAGUGGAAGCCUAACCUCACUGUACACUACGAGAAAUCUGGAUGUGAAAACGUGGAGGCUCCCGCGGUGUUGUUUCUUCCUGGGUUUGGUGUUGGUUCGUUUCACUACGAGAAGCAGCUUACGGAUUUGGGAAGGGAUUAUCGAGUGUGGGCGGUUGAUUUUGUUGGUCAGGGUUUGUCUCUCCCCACUCAAGAUCCUACUACCACUACUAUGUCUGAAGAAACAAGUUCCUUGGAAGAUAGUGAAUCGUUUUGGGGGUUUGGUAAUGAAGCUCAACCAUGGGCUGAUCAACUUGUAUACUCUCUUGAUCUCUGGAGGGAACAAGUUCAAUAUAUUGUAGAAGAGGUUAUCGGUGAGCCAGUGUACAUUGCAGGGAACUCGCUUGGAGGCUAUGUAGCUCUCUACUUUGCGGCAACCCAUCCUCAUCUGGUGAAAGGUGUUACGUUGCUUAACGCGACACCUUUCUGGGGUUUCUUCCCUAAUCCAGUAAGAUCCCCACGGCUAGCACGUCUCUUUCCAUGGUCUGGGACAUUCCCUCUACCGGCAAGAGUUAAAAAACUCACAGAGUUGGUGUGGCAAAAGAUAAGUGAUCCUGAAAGCAUAGCUGAGAUACUUAAACAGGUGUACAAAGACCAUUCCACUGAUGUGGAUAAAGUAUUCUCACGUAUUGUGGAGAUCACGCAGCACCCGGCUGCUGCAGCGUCCUUUGCGUCGAUUAUGUUUGCUCCUGGUGGAGAGCUGUCUUUCUCCGAAGCUUUAUCUAGGUGUAAGGAGAACAAUGUUCAGAUAUGUCUAAUGUAUGGAAGAGAAGAUCCAUGGGUGGGACCUAUAUGGGGAAAGAAGAUAAAGAAGGAAUUGCCCAACGCUCCUUACUACGAGAUCAGCCCAGCGGGUCAUUGCCCACACGAUGAAGUCCCUGAGGUGGUGAACUAUCUGAUGCGCGGGUGGAUCAAGCACCUGGAGUCUGGUGGGUUUGAAGCGCUGCCGCUUUUGGAAGACGGUGAAGAAGACUGGGAGCAGUCCAGCAUUGCUAGGGAGAUGGAGUUUCCGAGAGGAGAAGGUUGGAAGAAGUCAGUGAAGCUUUGGUUGUACGGAUCAAAGUAUUCGUUCUGGGGUGGAGUUGGAGAAUCCUUCAGAGCCAGUUUAGUAAAGGUUCUCCGAGGGAAGUCUGUAUAGAAAGUAGCAAGCAGAACAUGUUGUCCUUGUCUAAUGUAGAUAGUUGUAAUCAGUGGUGCUACAAUGUUGUCUGAUGGAAUCAAAUUUCUAAAUGGUCAAAAAGAAAACGUUGAAGAAAAAAAAAACAAUUGUGUAUAGAUGAUUUUCCUACUUAUAUCAUAUGAUCUGCGCCAGUUAGAAUUGUG